Messenger RNA from Callorhinchus milii (elephant shark), 1184 nucleotides. It is a transcript of the gene cdca8, whose product is annotated as cell division cycle associated 8. Gene Ontology annotation, biological process: mitotic sister chromatid segregation. The transcript is spliced from 11 exons. The record is from RefSeq and is a predicted model, not a curated record. Gene Ontology annotation, cellular component: chromosome, centromeric region; chromosome passenger complex; spindle midzone. Lineage: Eukaryota; Metazoa; Chordata; Chondrichthyes; Chimaeriformes; Callorhinchidae. The coding region runs from base 35 to 886 and encodes 283 amino acids.
GAGACGGGAAGAAACAAAAAGAUUUGAAAAAGCCAUGGUAUCGCCCAAGAAGAAAGCUGCCGGCCGUAACCGCAAGAAGAACGCACUGCAGUUAAGGAGAUACGAAAAGAUUCGAAGCUUCCUGAAGGAUUUUGACAGCGGAGUUGAAGGGCGGAGUAAAGAAAUGGAAAAGAUGUUGAAAGAUAUCCUCAUCUCAGUGGAUGCUCAUUGCAAUCUUAUGAUUGUUAAGAUUCCUUUGGCUGUCAGACAGAUGACAUAUGUGGAUUACGUUGCUGCAGGUGGAAGUGUGCAGGCGGUGGCUGAAGCCGAGCAGAAUCGAAUUGCUGCUGUCGGCCUGGAAGUUGACGCCAUAGAGACAGAAAUUAUCCAAGAUGCAGUAAAGCUGAGAACUGCAAAAAAAAGUAAAAGAUCCAAAUGUGACAAAACUCUCAGUGAAAAUGAGAAUAUUCCUCCAUCAACCAAUACCAGUCGAAAGGGUAGAGGUGCAACAUUCACAGGGAAAAAAAGACAUCCAUCAGUUUCCACCAGCGUUAAAGGAAUAAAAAAAACAAAACUGUUCACUCCGAGUAACCGAGUAGAUACGAAAGGUGACCUGUGGAGACCCACACCAUUAAAAACUCCAAUGUUUGAUUCCGGGGUUCUAAAGACUCCAGGAGUUCGGGUGCCAAGGCAUAAGGAGCAAGUGUUUACCUGCUCAGUGAAUGGAAGCCCACUGUCUGAAUCUACAGAAGUAACCAUUAAUUUACCAGUUGGGGAUUGUCAGAAUGUUCAGUUGACGGCUAGCAAAAUAAAAGCUGCAGAUUUACACCAAAUGGAUAAACAGACACUUGAGAGUAUCAAGUUAUUAUCUAGUCAACUGAAUGCAGUACUGAAAGGGAAAGAAUGAAACCCAGGAGUGGUGUUGAUAAUUCUCUUCUCUUCUAGACCAUGUGUAUAAAGCUAAAGAUUGUUCUGUUUAAAUAUCUGCUUACUUGGCUUGUUUUCCUGCCACUGCGUGUCACUCUGACUAUAACCUUGACAUGAAUGGUGAAUGACUUACUGUCUUAGCUCCUUUGCUUACAGUUGAUGUGACUGAUGGAAAAAAAGUGCUUCUAUCCAUCUGUGUUUCCUUAUAUUUAUCUAUCACUGUUUUUAAAUUUGUGCCUCAAUAUUAGAACUGUUCUCUCCCUGCCCCCCCCCCCCCC